Molecule: messenger RNA, 390 nt
Organism: Eimeria tenella
Lineage: Eukaryota; Apicomplexa; Conoidasida; Eucoccidiorida; Eimeriidae
Exons: 2
Coding region: 1-390 (129 amino acids)
Biological process (GO): mitochondrial respiratory chain complex III assembly
Source: RefSeq, a predicted model, not a curated record
AUGAGCGGGCAGCUGCCUAGCAAGGCGCUGGCGCCGCUGUACCGGCAGUUCCUGCGGGCCUGCGAGAAAACCUUCAAAGGCGACUUCGAGGCGCAGCGAAUUCUUUACUUCCAAAUGCGCCUUUUGCUGCGCCGCAACUCCCUCGGACUCUCUCCGCAGCAGCUCCACAGCGAGCUCCAAAUGGCCGUCGAAUUCGUCAAGUACCACAUAGUGCAGGCGCAGCUGAACGAAAAGACGGGAGGCUACAAAGCCGUGGUGACCGACGAGCACUUGAAAAAAGGAAAUGUAAUUCACUUAAACGAAAUUGACCCGCAGCAGCUGCAGCAGCUGCAGCAGCAGCAGCAGCAGCGGCUGCCGUGGCUCAAGGAGCCCACGGAGGCCAAGUUCUAG